UCUUCUCGUCUUAUGGUGUUUUCUUGUGACUUUUGUUUUCAGGGUCAGAAAACCUACCAAGUUUGGUAGACUGAAAUAGUAUCUUUGGGGGUUUGUUAAAGUGAUAUGGCGAAAAUCAGUGACUUGUCAGAUGAAUUGCUGGUGAAAAUAUUGUCGUUUCUUCCAACACAAGUUGCCGUAUCCACUAGCGUUUUGUCGAAACAAUGGAUGUUUAUUUGGAUGUGGUUGCCUAAACUCGAGUUCGGCUUUAGAGUUCGUUCAAGGUAUGCAUGCCUGAGGGAUUUUAUUGACAAGAAUCUGCCAUUACACAAAGCUCCGAUCAUAGAAAGCCUGUGCCUUAGCUCUUUUUGUGGAUUACUUCAACCUGAGGAUUUGAAAUCGUGGGUUGGAAUUGCAGUUUCUCGCUACGUGCGUGAGCUAAGUAUUAACUAUUCCUCUUAUGACCGAUCUGUUGCAUUAUUGCCGUGUAGUUUGUAUAGAUGCAAAUCGCUUGUGACUUUGAAACUUAUAGGCAAGAAGAUUCUUGUGGACGUUCCUCCAACGGUUUGUCUCCCUUCCUUGAAAACUUUGCGGCUUGAUAGUGUGACAUACUCAAAAGACGAGUCUCUUCGUCUGCUUCUAUCAUGUUGCCCUGUUCUCGAUGAUCUGUUUAUUGACCAAGACUACUUCAAGUUAGUUAAUAUUCCUCAAAAUGUGUCAUGUAGUUUGUAUUCAUGGAAAUCGCUCGUGACUUUGAAACUCCAUGGCGAGAUUCUUGUUGAUGUUCCUCCAACGGUUUGUCUCCCUUCCUUGAAAACCUUGCAACUUCUAUGUGUGAUAUAUUUGAAUGAAGAAUCUCUUGGACUGCUUCUAUCCUGUUGCGCUGUUCUGGAAGAUCUUAGUAUUGAACGAGGCUGUAAUGACAAUGUGAAAGCGUUAGUUGUUGUUGUCCCGUCCUUGCAGCGUUUAACUUUAACUAUAGAACAAGGAUGUUCUGCUGAUGGGUAUGUGAUAGUUACCCCUUCUUUGAAGUAUUUCAGACUUGUGGAUAACAGAAAUGAAAGCUCUAUUGAGCACAUGCAUAUGCCAGAGCUCGAAGAGGCAGAUAUCAGUCUAAUGGAGGAUAUUGCGAAAGAUAUUGAAAUGCUUUUCAAAUCAAUCACAACUGUCAAACGUCUAUCAUUAAAAAUGUCAUUCAACGGUGGAAAUGAGACUGUGCAUCGUGAUGGUAUUGUCUUCAGUCAGCUUGAAGAUUUGAAGCUAUAUAUACGCAGCGACAAUUGGUCUAAGUUACUUGUCCACUUGCUCAAACAUUCUCCUAACCUGCAAAUCCUCAAUCUCUUGCUCGAUUAUCCUGUAAGUGUUUCUUCGUCAACUACUUUGCGGUAAAGGUCAGCAUGGUGUAUUGGUGUAAUUUUAACUCUUCUUUUUUUUCAGUUCAUUGGAGAUUAUACGAAUUAUGAACCGGUUAGGUGAAUAAUCAGAGCUCAGUUCCUAAAUGUUUCUUGAAUAGUCUUGAGACUUUCAAGUUUGAAGGGUACAACAGUGGGGAAGCAGAAGACAGGGAUUUCUUGAGUUUUAUCUUCAAACAUGCUCGUUGCUUGAAAUCUACAUCAGUCGUGCACGUAUGAUUUUAUGUUCCACAAUUGAAACUUGAAAAUGAUCUAAGAAUCGUCGUAUUAUGGGUUUCGUAUUUGUUUUGUUAUCGAAGAACAAUUAGGUUUUUUAUUUGUAUUUGGAACUUGUUUUUGAACAAAACUUGUGCCUUAUUAUUUGGUUAAUUAUUAUAUCGUCUGGUUAUGUCAUA
Molecule: messenger RNA, 1786 nt
Organism: Arabidopsis lyrata subsp. lyrata
Lineage: Eukaryota; Viridiplantae; Streptophyta; Magnoliopsida; Brassicales; Brassicaceae
Product: putative FBD-associated F-box protein At5g56700
Exons: 2
Coding region: 106-1368 (420 amino acids)
Molecular function (GO): protein binding
Source: RefSeq, a predicted model, not a curated record